Messenger RNA from Amoebophrya sp. A25, 187 nucleotides. NCBI's taxonomy places the organism in Eukaryota, Dinophyceae, Syndiniales, Amoebophryaceae. The record is from the annotation of a GenBank genome assembly.
CAACAAACUACUUCAACAUCUAAAGAGUUCUUGAACUUCUUGACAACUGGUCCUCGUGGUGAAACAACACCAUCAGGCAAGAAGGGUGAAGAGGAACUAGUACAACAUGGACCACAAGAAGAAGGGCCUACUAGUACUAUUAAGGCCGAUCAUCAGGAUCAUCAAGCAGUUGUGCAUCCAGAAACAG